Molecule: messenger RNA, 1629 nt
Organism: Helobdella robusta
Lineage: Eukaryota; Metazoa; Annelida; Clitellata; Rhynchobdellida; Glossiphoniidae
Exons: 4
Coding region: 1-1629 (542 amino acids)
Source: RefSeq, a predicted model, not a curated record
AUGAUAGGCAUCCGUUUCCUUUUUCCUCCGUUUGCAGACCACGUGACUUUGUACGAGAGAGCAAAGAUCUGGGUCAGGAGGCAUGAGUACAAGUACUUUGUUGAUUGGUCGGAGAGUGACCUCAAAAAUGUUGACCCUGAACUUCGACCAUUGCAGCCAAUCACGAGACAGCUCUAUAAAAUUCACAUGAACAGGAGUGAGCACUGCAGGAAUGUGAAGCUGCAGUUCUGCCUGCACACCGACUCGGCGUGGGCACAUGACUUCUGCGAGAAACUCCAGAAGUCCCCUGCCGAAGGAGGGUUCACAGGGCUCUGCCAGGCGAAGAUAGCAGCUGCGGAACUCUGGCGGACGUACAGCACCAACUACAGGAGUCAUCAGGCCAGGCAGCCGAAUGGAGUCUCCAUCAAGAAACAACAACUUCAAAAGCAACACUUUCAACAAGAAGAACAGCUUCAGAAGCAGCAACAGCAGCUUCAGAAGCAACUACAGCAACAACAGCAACAACUAGAAGAACGGCAACUCCAUCGAUUUCAACAUUAUCCACACGAACAAUCAAAACAACAGCACAAACAACCAAAUGAAUACAAUCCGCCAAACAAAAAAUUCAAACUGAAAGCUGACCUAGCGAGUGAUGUUGAAAAUGCUGGACGGAAAACCAAAAACAACAACAACCACAACAACAACAACGACCAGGCUGAUGAAGUUGCUUUCUAUAUGAAAACUCCUUAUAAUUAUGCAUCCCAUUGCAACAUCAAAAUCGGUUCUUAUAACAACAACAUUAGCAAGUGCAACAACAACAUCGACAGCAACAACAACAACAUCAACAGCAAUAACAACGUUGAAUGUUUUACCGACGGCAAUUUAAUUCAAGACGACACAAAAAAUGGUUUGCUUAAAAAGCUAGAUUGCUAUCAACAUUAUAUGCAACAACAACAACAUCAGCAACAACAAAUCAAACAAAAACAUGCAACAAACCACAUAAUCAACAACAACAACAACAUUAUCAACAACAACAUUUCUAGUCCAACAAAAAAUGGCUGCAAAACGGUUAAUAAAAUCUGGUCUCCAUUCGAAGAGGCAAAAAUUGAAAACCCUUUCAACAACCACACUGAAGACAACAGCAACAACAUCAUUGACAGCAACAACGACAACACCAGCGACAACAACAACAUUCACAACAACAACAACAUAUCAAAACACUUAAAAAAUUUUAAUGGCAUGUGCAAUGGCAACGGAAAUGAUUCCAGUUAUCAUUAUGCCGAUGGAGAUGACAACAACGAAGGAGCUUAUAACAACAAAAACAACCGCAAUAACAACAACAACAACAAUAAUAAUAACAACGUCGUCAACAACAACAAUAAUAAUAACAACGUUGUCAACAACAACAACAAUAAUUAUAACAUUAACAACAACAGCAGCAACAACAACAACAUUGUUCUAUCCGGUAAGGACGAUGAAGAUGAUGACGAGAUUUCAGAACCGCCAACAGACGUCAGCCAGAGCAGUUAUGUUGCUGCCAUGUUCCAGCUAUAUUUCAAACAAUUCUACAUCCAUCAGCAACAUAUAUACGUUGAUCGGUUGUUGCUAGCAAUGCAAUCUUCGCAACUGUCUCCUAUUAGCAACCUUUGA